AUGCACAAGGCUUCUCUGCUUCAGUGGGCAAGAUCAGCACUACGGCGGCCAUCUUGGCCUGUACUUGCCUAUUCAAAGACAGGAUACGAGAUAGUCAGUGCAUCUCAACUCCUCGAGGAGGAACGCUUCGACGCGUUCAAGCAAGGACACUACUACCCGAGCCGUCGAUACGUCUCGCUGAAGGUGUACACAUGCGACGAGAGCGGCCAGGAUGAAGUUCAAAUUUACAAACGAUUGAGCCAGAAGAACUCGUCACAUCCUGGUUCUGCUCAUGUGAGAACUGCAUUGGGUACCUUCGCCCUCUCGCGUCGCGAAGGUGUCCAUCAAUGUCUGGUGCAGAAGCCCAUGUGGGAGAGUUUCCGGCACCUGCUGUAUCGUAACCCCGAGCGUCGCUUUAGUGAGGAUCUCCUCAAGGCUGGUCUUACGCAAAUCUUCCUUGCACUCGACUAUCUCCAUACUGAAUGCAACUUGGUCCAUACUGACAUCAAGAGUGAUAACAUUCUCCAAGCGAUAGAAGACCCGUCAAUUCCCGAUCUCUAUGCUUCCCGGCGAUUUGAGCUACCAAAAGUAUUCGGGGACGCGGUUCUGAGUGAUUUCGGAUCUGCUGUUCGCGGCGACGAGAAGAGAAAUCACGAUGCACAACCGAACGUCUACAGGUCGCCAGAAGUGAUGUUGAAGGCUGACUGGAGCUAUCCUGUUGAUAUCUGGAACGACGGUGUUAUGGUGUGGGGCUUGUUCGAGCGCAAGCAUAUGUUCUAUGGCAACGACCCGGAUGGUAAGGGAUACUCUACCCGUGCACACCUUGCUGAGGUUAUCGGGAUGCUGGGCGCUCCUCCGUUGACCUCGCUCAAGCGUGGGAAACGGAGUCCUGAGUUCUUUACUGAGGAUGGACAAUGGAAAGGUGAGGUUGAGAUACCAAAAGGGGCAUCAUUGGAAGAGUCCGAGGAGUUUCUGAGUGGGGAGAAUAAGAUAAUGUUUCUGGACUUCAUGAGGGGGAUGCUCCAGUGGUGUCCUGAGGAUAGGAAGACAGCGAAGGAGCUUUUGCAGGAUCCGUGGCUAAAUGGGAUUAUACUUAGAUUGUGGUCACAGUCGACGUAG
This is a messenger RNA of Aspergillus homomorphus CBS 101889, 1098 nucleotides long. Its product is annotated as CMGC protein kinase. Bases 1 to 1098 code for a protein of 365 amino acids. The transcript has 7 exons. The record is from RefSeq and is a predicted model, not a curated record. Gene Ontology annotation, biological process: spliceosomal complex assembly; protein phosphorylation; regulation of mRNA processing. Lineage: Eukaryota; Fungi; Ascomycota; Eurotiomycetes; Eurotiales; Aspergillaceae. Gene Ontology annotation, molecular function: ATP binding; protein kinase activity.